AUGUUUGUUGCGGCGCUGGGCGCUGUUGUCCAUCAGGUACAAACUGUUGUGGAGAAGGCUGUUGUGCAAAUAAAUGCUGUGGUGAUCGUUGUAUCCAUUCGGACACUCCAUGCAACUCAGAAUCUGAGUCCUGUACCUAUCACAUCAAUUGAAGUCCUUUACAAAACUGGUUUUAUCACUCCCAUGACAUACACAGGCACAUUAUUGGUCAAUGGCAUUGUAACUUCAUGUUAUGUGAAACACUAUAAUACAUACAAUGAAAUACACGCAAUAUUUUAUCCAUUUCGAUUGUACUAUUAUCUGAUGAAAGAUAUCUUUCGUCUAACUGAUGAACCAUUUUCAGCUGGAAUGCAAGUGAACAGUCUUGUCAAAGAAAAUGAAUUUUAUGGACAUUCACUCGUUAGAAGUAUGCAUCAAUCAAAAGCGAUGGUAAAAUAUAUUGUGCAGGACUUAGUACUUCAUACGUUUUUGAACAUCUGAGAAAAAACAAGUGUUAGAUCUAAGUGGGACACAAAAGUUUUGAAACGAUUUUUUCCUCUUGGCUUGUCUCUUUUUUUGCUUUUCACCAAAAUAAAUCUGUUUAACCAAAAGCGAAAUGGCUGAGUUAGACCGUAACCGAAGAAAGUAGAAUGAGAAUAGUGCAGUGAUGGGAAAGUCAAGUCAUUUUUGACUUGAUUUGACAUGAGCUAGCCUCCAAAAAUGUGCCCCAUGACUUGACUUGAUGCCAGUUUGAAAAAUUACCUGACUUGGCUUGAAAAAAAUUUCUGAUGACUUGAUUUGAUUUUGACUUGAAAUAGCUAAGACUAGCAUGUCUCUGGAAUAGUGGUUUUUGAAAGCUGAAAAAUGUGGCAUUUUCUAUAUUAGGAGACAUGACUCAAACUAGUCAUCCAAGUAAAAAGAAGUAGGCCGCAUAAGAUUUGAAAUCGGCCCACUAAACUAUUGUUAUUUUAUUGCCUCAAAGUAUCCAGAAUUCAUCAAAUUUAUCUUAUUCAGUGCUUUCGACUUUAUCAGACGACGACUAGGACAACCUUGUAAGAUAAUAUUAACUGACGGAUACUUGUAAAUAUAAAAAUGUAUAUAUUUUCAUCGUUUGGGUAGAGUACCCUAAGUGUUGUUGUGGCACUAAACGCUGUGAAUAUUGUUUAAUCAUUCUAUCGGAAAUAAGUCUGAAAGAAUUCAAAUAUGUUUGAAGAGAAAAACCAAAAAAAUGUAUUAUGUUUGUUCAUUUGUUUUGGUGUAAGCAUUAAAAAUAGUGAAGUCGUUAGUCAAUAAAGUGCUUCAAAGAAAAUGCUUUUUAUUUACUGUAUAUAAAUUUUACUUGAGACUGGCUAAUUCAAGGCUAAACAACAUACAGUUAAACGGUUGUAAUUGUAAAGAAAUACAAGCCCUUUGGCAUAAGGUUCAUAGAAAAGCAGAGAACUAACUAAUAUGAUGUUGAAUAUUGAAAAUUCGAGUGUCAGUAGCAUACUUAAAUAUUCUGAUCAGUGGCUGUAGUCUGUAGCGUUAUUUACGUUUUAUGUAUAUGUAUUUAUGAGUUCUUGGAGCGGUACACCAACGCUUCUGCGAACGACGUUUCCGCGAAUGAAAUUCCUUUCACAGUCACUCUCACGCAGCUUACUGCCACCACAUUUCAAUUAACGGAAGAGUCGUUUCGUUGAAAAGUCGAUUCGCGGAAGAGUCG
Messenger RNA from Didymodactylos carnosus, 1681 nucleotides. Lineage: Eukaryota; Metazoa; Rotifera; Eurotatoria; Philodinida; Philodinidae. The record is from the annotation of a GenBank genome assembly.